This is a messenger RNA of Carya illinoinensis, 432 nucleotides long. RefSeq lists its product as uncharacterized. The coding region runs from base 1 to 432 and encodes 143 amino acids. Gene Ontology annotation, molecular function: zinc ion binding. The record is from RefSeq and is a predicted model, not a curated record. The transcript has 2 exons. Lineage: Eukaryota; Viridiplantae; Streptophyta; Magnoliopsida; Fagales; Juglandaceae.
AUGUUGUCAUCACCUUCGUCUUCUUCAUCUAUUGGUAAACGUACUUCGAGUCAACCUUCCUGCUUCUGUGAGGUUGAGGCAACACUGAGAUAUUCAAAUACUCCCAGAAAUCCAGGACGACCCUUCUUAGGCUGCUCGAAGUACAACAAUGAGGGCUUACCGUAUUGCAAGUUCUUCAAGUGGGCGGAUGGUGCUUUGGACGUAGAGCAAGAAAUUGAAGAUAUAAAGCAAUAUCUAUUAAGGAAGGAAGAAGAGCUGAGAAUGGAUAAAAUUGAGUUCCGAAAGCGAGCCGAUGCCAUGGAGAAGAUGUUGGCUAAUAUACUUGAGGAGGUUCGGAAGCAAGAUGCUCAAAACAGGCGGAGACGCACACUACUCAAUCUGUAUUGGGCUGUUGCCAUUGUUGUCUCAUGUUACUUUCUGCUGUCUAAGUGA